Molecule: messenger RNA, 477 nt
Organism: Ascoidea rubescens DSM 1968
Lineage: Eukaryota; Fungi; Ascomycota; Saccharomycetes; Ascoideales; Ascoideaceae
Gene: PHO92
Product: mRNA-binding phosphate metabolism regulator
Exons: 1
Biological process (GO): mRNA destabilization
Cellular component (GO): cytoplasm
Molecular function (GO): mRNA binding; N6-methyladenosine-containing RNA reader activity
Source: RefSeq, a predicted model, not a curated record
UUUCAGAUUCCUCAAAUUGCCAAAUUUUUUGUAAUAAAAUCAUUUAAUUUAUAUGAUAUUCAACAAGCAUUUUUAAAUAAAGUUUGGUCUUCAACAGAACUAGGAAAUAAACGAUUAAAUCAAACAUUUAAUCUCAAUUACCCAGUUUAUUUAUUUUUCUCAGUUAAUGGAUCAGGAAAAUUCUGUGGAAUUGCUCAAAUGUUAUCCAAUGUGGUUUAUGAUUCAAAGGAUGCUAAUAAUGAAGAUAUUUGGUUUGAAUCUGAUAAAUAUAAGGGAUUUUUCAAAAUUAAUUUCAUUUUUAUUAAAGAUUUAAAUUUCAAAUAUUUCAAAAAUUUAAAAUUAAUUAACAAUUUUAAUAAAAGUGUUACAAAUUCAAGAGAUACUCAAGAAUUACCAUAUGAAAUUGGAUAUAAAAUGGUCGAAGCUUUCAAGUUCACAAAUUCUAACUCAAGUUUUUUACAAACAUUAAUGAAAUAG